Messenger RNA from Varanus komodoensis (Komodo dragon), 4195 nucleotides. It is a transcript of the gene ASB1, whose product is annotated as ankyrin repeat and SOCS box containing 1. Gene Ontology annotation, biological process: protein ubiquitination; intracellular signal transduction. The record is from RefSeq and is a predicted model, not a curated record. Gene Ontology annotation, cellular component: ubiquitin ligase complex. The transcript has 5 exons. Lineage: Eukaryota; Metazoa; Chordata; Lepidosauria; Squamata; Varanidae. The coding region runs from base 68 to 1144 and encodes 358 amino acids. Gene Ontology annotation, molecular function: protein binding.
CCGAUGCUGCUACUGUGCGGGGGUAGCUGGAGGCCCGCAGCGACACAGAUGGCCCCCCUUUGGACCGAUGGCUGAUGCAAACCUCCCAAGCGGUCCGGCCGCGCGCGCUGACGCCCUGGAGCACGACGGCGGCGAUCGCCCGGCGCCUCAGACGCUCGGCUGCAGUCCUGGAGCAGCAUGUGCCACAAGUGGGAGCGCAGGUCGUGGUCUGAAAGAGUGGUUGAGGGAGCAGUUCUGUGACCACCCCCUUGAGCUCUGUGAGGACACCCGACUCCAUGAUGCUGCGUAUGUGGGGGACUUGCAGACCAUUAGAAGCUUGCUGCAGGAAGAGAGCUUCCUAAGGCGUAUCAAUGAGAAGUCCGUGUGGUGCUGUGGUUGGCUGCCUUGUACACCACUGCGGAUCGCUGCCACGGCUGGGCAUGGAGAUUGUGUGGAAUUCCUGAUCCAGAAAGGGGCAGAGAUUGAUCUUGUGGAUGUGAAAGGACAAACAGCCUUGUAUGUCGCUGUUGUGCACGGGCACUUGGAAUGCACACAGAUCCUUCUGGAGGCUGGCGCUGACCCCAACGGGAGCCGUCACCACCGCAGCACCCCCAUCUAUCACGCUGCUCGGGUUGGCAGGGCUGACAUCCUGAGAGAGCUGAUCAGAUAUGGCGCCGAUGUGGAUGUUAAUCAUCAUUUGACCUCUUCCCGACAACUCACAUCCCUUGUGGUCUGCCCACUGUAUAUUAGUGCAGCCUAUCAUAACCUCUCAUGUUUCGAACUGCUUCUGCAAGCAGGAGCCAACCCAGAUUUCAACUGCUGUGGCCCAGUAAACAAUCAAGCAUUCUCCAGGAGCUCUGCAGCAUGUGUGAUGGAUGCAGUCUUGCGCCACGGCUGUGAUGUGGCUUUUGUCAGCCUCUUAAUUGACUUUGGUGCCAACCUGAAUCUGGUGAAAUGGGAAACUCUGGGGGAAGAAGCAACAGCAAGGAUCAAAGUAAACCCAGAAGCCAUGCGGGUGUUCAAAGAAGCCAGGAGGUGUCCUAGGAGUUUGAUGAGCCUGUGUCGUGUUGCAGUGCGGGGGGCGCUUGGAAAACACCGCCUCGACCUGAUACGUACUCUCCCAGUCCCAGACCCUAUCACAAAAUUUUUACUUCAUGAACAGUAAAAUCUGCUAUGAUGAUACAGAGGAAAAUUUCCUUUUGGGGUGUCCAUUUUUAAGAGUGAGCUAUUGAGAUAAGAGCAGUACUUCCUUAGCGCUGUUCAAUAUACGCUUUGGUCAAUGCCAUGAAGAUUCUUUUUUUGCCAUACUACCUCCAUUACUUACUCUUUGAAUGUGGAUUUUAGCAAGUGCCAGCCUGAUGACUAGGAUAUGAUAUAAUGCCUCAGUUGAAAAAGAUAGGAUAUGAUCCUGUAAGUUAGUAUAGGCAAUGUAUUUAUUAUUUUGUUUACUUUUUAAUAUUUAUUGAAAAUAGUCAUAUGCUGCUUAUUCAAAAACAUCUGAAAGUAGUUUCUGUAUUUAUUUAGAUUCACACCUACCUCUAAUGAGGGCUCAGGAUGAGUUAUAAACAGAAAGUAGAUCCUCUGGAAGGUUUCCAUUGAAAUUACACGCAUAACCUCCUUCGUUGAUUUUAUUUUGGUUUCAGCCUUUCUUCAUAUCUUAGCACACAACCAUCCCCAGCCCUGCUGCCAUCUACUUCCUACUCAUGAAUUUCAACCACAAGCUUUUUCUCACAUGCAACAUUUGCCAUGGCUUGGAAUUGCACCGGUGUGAUGGCUGCUCUCUAUGAUGAGCCAUUUCUGGAAAGCAAUUGAUGCAUGGGCUAGCUGAUACCAAACCGCUUUUGCUGCAGUUCAGUAAGCCAGCAAAAGGAAUGUGUUACAGUGACAUAAAGACAAACCACAUGGCUUGCUUAGAGCCGCCACCAUAUGAAUUCAAUUUUAAGCAACUCCCACAUGGUAGGCAUUAUGUGUGAAACAUGCCUUAUCUCAAACCCACCUGUCCAGUUCUCAUUCAUUAUAUAUCUUCUUCCUGUUCCCUAAUAGCUAUAUCUUCCCCAAAACCACAAUUUGCACAAUUUUCUGUUAAAUAGGUAGGUGAGUACAUAACCCAGUUCUUUCAGCCUAUUCAAACAAUCACCAGAAAGACCAAAGACUCUUUUGGUUUCCAGAGGAAAAACCAGCAUUAAUAGCAUUGAUUCCCAUUAGUGAAACCUGCAACUCUGUGUAGUUAUGCAGCUCUGAUGGUUAGAUUGAAGAGCUCCUAUGGGAUUUGAAAGCUCGUGUACCCUGCUCCAAUCGGAGUUUUGUAUGUCCUGAUGAUACAGAUGCACCACAAGCUUAUUAUGGCAGGUGCUGGGUCUCCUCACCCCUGAGGCCCCUAGAGUGGUACCAUUCUCCAUUGUCGCUGUCCUUAUUACCAGCAAUUCUGGUAUUUCUGUGCAACUUCUUUCAGCAAGUUGGCACACUGACAUUCUUCUCCAUUUGUAGCACAACUCAGAAACAGAAGUACAUGUUGUAUGAAUGAGUAUAAAACAAGCCCCAUCAGUUAGAAACCACUAUCGUAUCGGGUAGUGCAAGAUGGCUGGUUGGACAACAUCUAGCUAUGUUCAGCUUGGCAUAAGUAGACAAAAAUGUAUUUUGAAGAUCCUCCUGCUCAACACAAGACAGACUUCAGAAAAACCUGCAUGCCCAGGGAUGCAGGUUAAAUAAAAUGUGCAGGACAGGAUUUCUGUGUACACUUCUGCCACAUAUGCAGUUUUAACACUUGCGUGCCCACAAAUAUCUGACUAAGGCUCUUGUAGUCCUCCUUGAAUAAUUGACUGGUUCUACUGAGCAGAAUCAUUACAUUCCCUAUUAGAUAUUUCCCCAAUGUAAAUAGAGUCACUAAACAGUAACAGUGCAGCCCUGUGCAUUUCUGCCCAGAAGGAAGUCCUGCUGAGUUCUUUCUACCAACAAACUGGCCAGCAGUUAAAGUUCUCCCCUGCAGAGGAGGGCAGGAUGCACUCCAGCAGAGCAAAGCUCAGGGAACCAAGGUUCAAUUUGGAUGCCAGGAAGCACUUCCUGACAGUUAGGACCCCAAGGGUUGGAAUGGGCCUCCAUGGGAAGUGGUUGAAGCCCCAUUGGUGAGGGUGUUCAAGGAUAGGCUAGACAUACACAUAGUGGGCAUGUCGUGAGCAGAGCCGGGGGUCAGACUAGAUGGCCUAGGAGACCCCUUUGGACUCGCUCCGUGUUCUCACAAAAAGUUGAAUAUAGAAACAAAGCUUAGCAGGCCUCUAAAUUAUGUAUAUUUGCAAGAUGAAUCACUAGGCCAAAGAGACAAGGAAUGUGAGAGACUGCACAAAAGGGAUGGGUUUGGGCAAUUUAAAUAAGUGUGAAUGAAACUAAUUUAGCAACAUGGUAGAGAACACAGGCAUAGGCUGGCACAUAACUAUAGUUAUUUUGAGUAGAAUGGGCAGCCACACGUGGCCUAUAAAUUCUGAAUUUCUGCAUAUAACCAUGUAACUGAGAAGCAGCAGCAGAUAUCAAGCAAGAAUUCCUAUUUAUUCAAGGACUCUUUUUUCAUUUGAACUGAGAUCAAUUUUAAGUUAAUUUUAGAUUGAUUCUUUUGAGGUUUUUUAAAACAGGCAAGGAAGCAAGAUAAUAUUUACUUAGAUUACAGUUCAUGAAAAUAAGAUACCUAAAGGAAGCAAAUUCUAGCUUUUAUAAACGCAUCUCAUGUAGGGCUGCAGCUUACAGACCACUGCCUCCUUCCCAUUGUAAACUUAGAGUCAAACCAAAUGGUAUAAAUAAAUAUGAGAUGUGUUCCCUUCUGUCUCCAGAAGACAUUUCAAAUCUUCAACCUUCCAUGGUGCUCAUGAUAGGCUCAAGUGCUGCAUGCCUUGUUAUUUCAAAACCAUUCUUAACAUUUUAAAGUUAAGCAAGUGGCAUUAUUUGCCAAUGAGCAAUACUUGCUAGCGACAGGAACUGACUUCUGCUAAUGUAUUUUGUGGCUACUGCCAUAAAAGAAUUUCAGCAGUGAUAACUUCUUAUUCCACGUGCAUUUUAGAGAAACCAUUAUGCUUAGCUGCACACAAGAGCCCUGUAAAGCAUGGGUCCUCAAACUACGGCCCGCGGGCUGGAUCUGGCCCACCAUGGCCAUUUAUCUGGACCAUCAUAGCUCGACGUGCGCACGUGGCGAGGUGCCGGCUUGCUUGCAAGGAGAUCGUUUUGGACUCGC